AUGGCAGAUUCCAAAAUGCCUGACUUGGUCGCGUCUUCGGGCCAUGGAGGUAUUCCUCGUGACCCACUGUUCGAGGUAACUUGGCACGUCGCCGACAAGGAAAAUCCCAGGACUUGGCCAGUCUGGUAUAAAAGCUUCAUCGUGGCCGCAAUGUCUUUCUCGACGACUAUCGUAGUAGUCUACACGACAAUGUACACCUCAGGUGUUGAUGGGAUUCAAAAAGAAUUCGAUGUAUCCUCUAAAAUCAUUGUACUUCUGGGCUUGACGACAAAUCUUUUUGGCCUUGCAUUUGGAUCAGUCGUUCUGUCAUCCUUGUCGGAGAUUUACGGUCGUCGACCGAUCUAUCUUAUCUCGGUUUUCUUAUUCGGUGUCUUGAUUUUGCCUGUGGCUCUCGCAAACAGCAUUGAAGCCAUCCUCAUCAGCAGGUUUUUUGGAGGCUUUUUCGGGGGUACCAUGAUUUCUAGCGCCCCGGGUAGUGUCACUGAUGUGACAGACGACCAAUAUCGCGCCUUGGCCUUGAGUUGUUGGAGUCUUGGGACGAUGAACGGCCCUGUUCUAGGCCCUAUCAUCGGCGGCUUCGUCUAUCAGUAUCUUGGUUGGCGCUGGAUCAAUUGGCUCGUCUUGAUCUGUUCUGGAGUAUCCUUAGUCUUGAUGUCUCUGGUUAAAGAGACUUAUGCGCCUGCUCUUCUGCGGAAAAGAACCAAGAAAUUACAAAAGGAGACGGGCGAUCAAAGAUGGUGGUGUCGCUUUGAUCAUGAGGAGACCGGAUUUCAAGUCUUAAGGACAAACCUGGUCCGUCCAUUCCGCAUGAUUGUCUUUGAGCCAAUAUGCGUUUUCUGGGAUCUUUACGUUAGCGUGGUCUACUCUGUGCUCUUCCUCUGCUUUGUGGCCUAUCCGAUAGUAUUCGAAGAUCUCCGUGGCUGGGCACCAGGUCUUGCAGGUCUAAGUUACUGUGGUAUUGGCACAGGAACUGCAAUUGCUGUGACGUUAGAGCCACUUAUUCGACGAUUUAUCGCCAUGCAUCCACGGGACCCAAUAACAGGGCGCCCCGCGCCUGAAGCAGCCGUAUUUGCCGUGUGCAUGGGAAGCAUCCUAAUUCCAAUCGGCGAGUUUUGGUUUGCCUGGACCGCACGGCCGCCAAUUCAUUGGGUAUGUCCCAUUCUUGCUGGUCUUCCAUUUGGACUUGGCAAUGGCUUGGUGUUCAUCUAUGCCACCAACUACAUGGCUGGAAGCUACACGGUGUACGCAGCAUCAGCACUUGCCGGCAAUUCGAUCGUGCGAUACGGGCUCGCUGGAGUCCUUCCGCUCGCUGGAUCCAAAAUUUAUAGUACUUUGGGUGCUAAUUGGGCUGGGACAAUGUUGGCACUGAUCGAGGUGAUUUUAAUUCCCAUCCCUUUCGUCUUCUAUAAAUAUGGUCACAAGAUCCGAUUGCAAAGCCCCAUGAUUGUGAAAGGGCUUGAAAAUGGAACUAAUUGA
Penicillium cinerascens is the source of this 1476-nucleotide messenger RNA. Its product is annotated as MFS transporter. Gene Ontology annotation, biological process: transmembrane transport. The record is from RefSeq and is a predicted model, not a curated record. Gene Ontology annotation, molecular function: transmembrane transporter activity. Bases 1 to 1476 code for a protein of 491 amino acids. The transcript has 4 exons. NCBI's taxonomy places the organism in Eukaryota, Fungi, Ascomycota, Eurotiomycetes, Eurotiales, Aspergillaceae.